Molecule: messenger RNA, 613 nt
Organism: Spodoptera frugiperda (fall armyworm)
Lineage: Eukaryota; Metazoa; Arthropoda; Insecta; Lepidoptera; Noctuidae
Exons: 2
Coding region: 90-548 (152 amino acids)
Source: RefSeq, a predicted model, not a curated record
UUGUUAUUGUUUUAUGGUCACAGUGAAUAAUUGAUCUCUUAAAUGGCGUUGAUUUGUUUUUUAAAGCCGAAAGACGGGAAAUCUUUGGAAUGAUAGAAAAGGCAUGGACUCGGAAAAAUCAAAGGUUGUUGGACCGCGCACUGAACCCCUUGCGUGCACAGGGACGUCUGAUGGGAUUGACUGACAGUGAAGAAGAACCCGAAGAACAGUCUUCUGUUAUGAAUGCUGUCAAAGAGGCAGAAGAUUGCAUCGUUCGAGGCCCAAUCAUGAACUACACUAGGUUCAAAGAGCUCGCCGAGUCUACAUACAGUAUCGUUUAUGGUUAUGGAAUUACUCGAGAGAACAAUCCUAUGAGUCUCGAACAGAAAGAAGAGUUGUACUGGCGCUACGUGGUUCAGGGCAACGAGCACAUAUGUGUCGCCACCGCCGCCAUCGAUACUGGCUCCGACCCCUCGCGAGGAAGUAGCCGUACGUUAACCUUGAAGGUAAUUAUUAAUCGAAUGAACCAUUGUUGUGUAUUCAAUGUACCUAUUAUAGUCUGCGUGUAGUAGCAAUGUGGGAUAAAAGAAGCCUCGUAAACUUACCCUUGAAUCACUUGUUGUUUGCGGUAGUU